Molecule: messenger RNA, 312 nt
Organism: Gryllus bimaculatus (two-spotted cricket)
Lineage: Eukaryota; Metazoa; Arthropoda; Insecta; Orthoptera; Gryllidae
Source: the annotation of a GenBank genome assembly
UAUAAGAGCAAUAGUGGCCCAACUGCAGUCUACCCCGAGAGCCCGUGUUCUAACUUCAAUGAUGGUGGAAAGGGCUGUCACGACAGUUGCGUCGACGCACUUCUCUUAACGCUGAUGAUAUCAGCUGUGUCGAUGGCUGCGCAAACGAGUCACUUAAAAAUGGGCAAAAUGAACUUAUCUGAGUGUGACACUGGUCAUCUUGCUGCCUUUGCUACAUCUGUGUGGCCAUGCAGCAAAUACGGCUUUGGAACAAGGUCAGAACUGAGUCAUCCAUUUCCCAGGAGAAUUACUAAGAUGAGACAUGAAAAGUUU